AUGCCCCUCUCGACUCUGCGUGAGUCGAUUCAGGCAGAGACCGGCAUUCUACCGACUUCCCAACACCUCUACCACAACGGCAAUCUGCUACCUUCUGAUGACGGAUCCAAGACUAUGACCGACCUCGGAAUCGCAGACAACGAUAUGAUGGCUGUCCAUGUAAGGGACAUGCGAGUGCGGGGUUCACAAGGCCGCACCGCGCAAGCUACAGCGAGUUCUGCUACCGGCCAAGACCCUGAGCUCAUCAGGCUGCAAAUCCUGGGCGACCCGCGGUUGCGCGCUCAGGCUCAACAACAGCAGCCGCAGCUCGCUGCCGUCCUGGAAGAUCCUCAGAGGUUCGCUCAGAUGUUCAACGAGAACUACUUGCGCGAGCAGAGGGAGCGGGCAGAGCGGCAGAGAGAGAUACAGCGCCUGAACGACGAUCCCUUUGACGAAGCUUCCCAAGCUCGGAUAGCUGAAAUGAUCCGCCAGGAGCGUGUUAUGGAGAACCUGCAGAAUGCCAUGGAGCACAACCCUGAAGUAUUCGGCCGCGUUCAUAUGCUCUAUGUUGAUGUUGAAGUCAACGGCCACCGAGUGAAAGCGUUGGUGGAUUCUGGAGCACAGGCAACCAUCAUGUCUCCAGGAUGCGCCGAGGCCUGUGGCAUAAUGCGCCUUGUGGACAAGCGUUUCUCCGGCAUUGCCAAGGGCGUCGGUACUGCCAACAUUAUCGGACGCGUUCACUCGGCCCAGAUCAAGAUUGGCAACUCCUUCCUCGCCUGCAGCUUUACGGUCAUGGAGGGGAAAUCUGUAGACCUGCUUCUUGGUCUGGACAUGCUGAAGCGCCACCAGGCCAGCAUCGACCUGGCAAAGGAUAAGCUUAUCAUCCAAGGCGAGGAAGUUGCCUUCCUCAGCGAAGCUGACCUUCCGAAGGAGACGGAAGAAGCGUUGGAGGAAGAACCAAGGCUUCCAGGCCCGGACGGGACUACCAUUGGCCAGCGGUCUGGCGUCGUGUCUGGUCCCGGGGAGGGUGCAGCGCAAACAUCUCAGCAGCAGCAGCAGCGUGUGCCACCGGCUGCUGCCGCCACCGCGCCGCCGGCAGCUGCGCCUGGGGUGGCAUCUACGCGGUCUGGCGCUCCCGAGGAGGCCAUACAGCAGCUACUUGACCUCGGAUUCGAACGUGGGCCUGCGAUCGCCGCGCUCCAGGCAACGGGAAACAACGUCGAGUAUGCGGCGGGGCUUCUCUUCGAGAAUCAGCGCUAA
Verticillium nonalfalfae is the source of this 1239-nucleotide messenger RNA. RefSeq names its product DNA damage-inducible protein 1 (gene DDI1). Gene Ontology annotation, biological process: proteolysis. Gene Ontology annotation, molecular function: aspartic-type endopeptidase activity; protein binding. The coding region runs from base 1 to 1239 and encodes 412 amino acids. The transcript is spliced from 2 exons. The record is from RefSeq and is a predicted model, not a curated record. NCBI's taxonomy places the organism in Eukaryota, Fungi, Ascomycota, Sordariomycetes, Glomerellales, Plectosphaerellaceae.